CUGUUUGUCGAGCUUAGCUUUUAUAGGCGGCCCCGGUUGACUGAGUCAGAUUGCGACGGCUGGCAUGUGGAACGGACCUCAGAUGAGCCAGUAGUCGUGGUCCUGUACGCGGAGGCUGGCAUGCGCGUCGAACAAUAAAAGGAAAAAGUGAGUGGGGAGCUUCAUUCUUCGUGCCGUAAGUACGAUUGACAUCAUGCCACCCAAAACUUCCGGAAAGGCUGCCAAGAAGGCCGGUAAGGCCCAAAAGUCUAUCACCAAGGGUGAUAAGAAGAAGAAGCGCAGGAGGAAGGAGAGCUACAGCAUCUACAUCUACAAGGUGCUCAAGCAGGUCCACCCUGACACUGGUAUCUCCUCCAAGGCCAUGUCUAUCAUGAACUCUUUCGUGAAUGACAUUUUUGAACGCAUUGCAGCUGAGGCUUCCCGCCUUGCACACUACAACAAGCGUUCCACCAUCACCAGCCGGGAGAUUCAGACCGCUGUCAGGUUGUUGCUGCCCGGAGAACUGGCUAAGCACGCCGUUAGUGAGGGAACUAAGGCCGUCACCAAGUACACUUCUUCCAAGUAAAUCUCUAGGUUGCAUGAUUUACUUGCCUCCUAGAACAACAUCGGCUCCUUUAGGAGCCACA
Molecule: messenger RNA, 626 nt
Organism: Penaeus monodon (black tiger shrimp)
Lineage: Eukaryota; Metazoa; Arthropoda; Malacostraca; Decapoda; Penaeidae
Product: histone H2B
Exons: 1
Coding region: 194-565 (123 amino acids)
Cellular component (GO): nucleosome
Molecular function (GO): protein heterodimerization activity; DNA binding; structural constituent of chromatin
Source: RefSeq, a predicted model, not a curated record